Molecule: messenger RNA, 3083 nt
Organism: Xenopus laevis (African clawed frog)
Lineage: Eukaryota; Metazoa; Chordata; Amphibia; Anura; Pipidae
Gene: med25.L
Product: mediator complex subunit 25 L homeolog
Exons: 20
Coding region: 208-2625 (805 amino acids)
Biological process (GO): positive regulation of transcription by RNA polymerase II
Cellular component (GO): nucleus; mediator complex; transcription regulator complex
Source: RefSeq, a predicted model, not a curated record
UCAUAGCAACGCCGUGACGUCCACAUCUCGCGCGAUGAGAUUUGCGGCGUCGCAAUAGCCUGCCGGCCCCGCAGCCAAAGAGCUGGAUGUUGAUGUGGUUGCGGGGCGUUUAAGCAGCUACUGCGGGAUGCGUUAAAGAAGAGCGGGACUGUCCCGCGAAAGGCGGGACUGUUGGGCGUGUGGAUCGGUCGGUGAGAGCCUUCAGCAAUGGAUGCAGCCACACCAGGAAAUGGCGGCAUAAUAUCAGAUGUUGUCUUUGUCAUAGAGGGAACGGCUAAUUUAGGACCUUACUUUGAAUCACUACGGAAACAUUACCUGCUACCUGCAAUAGAGUAUUUUAACGGUGGACCUCCCGCAGAGACCGACUUUGGAGGAGAUUAUGGCGGCACCCAGUACAGCCUGGUCGUUUUUAAUACGGUGGACUGUGCUCCAGAGUCCUACGUCCAAUGUCACGCCCCCACCAGCAGUGCUUAUGAAUUUGUCCAGUGGCUGGACAGCAUAAAAUUUAUGGGAGGUGGAGGUGAGAGCUGCAGUCUGAUUGCUGAGGGGCUAAGCACUGCCCUACAACUGUUCGAUGACUUCAAAAAGAUGAGGGAACAGAUUGGGCAGACUCACAAGGUGUGCAUCUUGAUUUGCAACUCCCCUCCGUAUCUGCUGCCAGCUGUAGAGAGCACAACCUACUCUGGAUACACAACGGAGAACCUUGUACAGAAGAUUGGGGAGAGAGGAAUCCAUUUCUCCAUCAUCUCCCCACGCAAACUGCCAGCAUUACGGACUCUCUUUGAGAAAGCCAUGCCUGUGGGCAUGAUUGAACAGCAGCCUAAGGACUAUAGCCAGGAUCCUCGACACAUGAUACUUGUACGUGGAAUGGUUCUUCCAGUAGGGGGAGCUACGUCUGUUCCAGGAGUCAUUCCACUAAAACAGCCUAUUUCCCAGCCGCCACUCCCAGUUAUUCCACCUCAAAUUGCAAAUGCUCCUCCGCAUCAACUCCCACCUGUCCAGCCACCUUAUAUGCAGGUUCCUCCGCAGAAUACUUUGACUCCAGCACAUGCUGCUGCCCAGUCUGCGGUUGAAGCUGCAAAGAAUCAGAAAACCAACCUCCCAAAUCGCUUUCCGCUUCCAAACCUUAAUCAGAUGCCGACUGCACCAGCUAUCGGUUCACCAUUUAACCAACCACCUGCCCCCACAAUGCCUCCGAUUGCUUCAGUACCCAAGAUGGUUGCUUCCACUGCCUCCUUAAUGACACCUGCUUCUCAAUCCAGUCUUGUCACUACGGUAACCACAGGUCCUGGACCAGCACCUGUACAAUUGCAGCAGCAGGGAGCUCCGCAACAGUCUGUUCCUCCACCCAUGCCCAUAGCAGGAGCUGCUGGGGGAGUCCAGGCCCCACAACCUUCACAGCCUCAGAUGGGAACUGCACAGUUGCCCUGCACACAAACCCCUGUUAAUGGCAAUAAAUUACUAGCCUGGAGUGGGGUGCUAGAGUGGCAGGAGAAGCCUCGGUCAGUGUCUGUGGACAACAACGCCAAACUAACUCGCUCCCUCCCGUGUCAAGUGUACGUCAACCCUGGAGAAAAUCUAAAAACAGAUCAGUGGCCACAAAAACUUAUCAUGCAGCUCAUCCCACAGCAACUUCUGACUACACUCGGACCUCUGUUCAGGAAUUCUCGCAUGGUUCAAUUCCACUUCACCAACAAGGACCUAGAAUCUCUGAAAGGCCUAUACCGUAUCAUGGGCAGUGGCUUUCAGGCAGGUUGCGUACACUUCCCGCACACAACCCCAUGUGAAGUCAGGGUCCUCAUGCUUCUCUACUCCUCCAAAAAGAAGAUCUUCAUGGGGCUUAUUCCUAAUGACCAGAGCGGCUUUGUCAAUGGUAUCCGACAGGUGAUCACAAACCAUAAGCAAGUUCAGAUGCAGAAGAUUGACCAACAGCGAAAUAUGGGAGCUGGCCAAGCUGUGGGCGCUGGAUCUGUUCCUGCCAACUCUCAAGCCUUCCUCCAGAAACAGCCGGGUAAUCUACCAGUGGCACAGGCUGUACCCCAACAGAUGCAAGUCCAGCAGGUGGGCCCCGGCAUGCCCUCCAUCAACCAAGUCACUAUGAUGGAUGAGCAACAGAGAGCACAGAAUAUGCUCCACAUCAGAGUGCAGCAACCACAGCAGACAGCCUCUCAGGCACCACCACAAGCCACACAAACCUCUGUUCAAGCACCUGGCCAGCCUCAGAACCCACAGGCAGGAGCAAUGCUCAGACCACAGAAUCCUGGUGCCAACCCACAGCUACGCAACCUCCUCCUGAGCCAACAGCCUCCUCAGACCAGUGUCCCUCAAACACAGCAGCCAUUGCACCAUAUGCAGCAAGCGGCCCAGGGCAUGCUCCCACAUCAGGCUAUGGGCCAGCAGAUGCAGCACCAGGCUCCAGGCCAGCAGCAACUCCAGCUUUCAGGGCAAACACUAAUGCACCAAGCCCCUGCGCAGCAAUGGGGUAACCAGAUGCAACAGAGAGCCCCAAUUCCAGGGACACUGAUGAUGAACACUGGCCCUCGUGGCCCUGUCCCACAGCCAGGCCUACAGCAAGUACAGGCCCAGAGUGUCAUGGAAGAUGACAUCUUAAUGGACCUUAUUUGAGGAUAAUCUAAGGAAAAGAAGACUGUACCAAUUUCCAAAUGAUAUCAGUCCUGCAGGAUUCUUCUGGAAUUCAUCCGCUAUCAAUCAACUUUUGUCGCUUUCUUGAUAUAUUAGGUGGAUUAUUUGGUGGUCUCUGCUCCCUGUAGUCUAAAUAUUAAAUCAUAGGACUUGUUGAGACUCAUCUGAGUAGAGUUGCUGCCUGGACUCCUUGGUUCCCCAUACAGGUUUGUAUAUAAUCCUAUCCUCGCUGUUUAUAUUCGCCCAGGGAUUGGUGUCCCCUGUUGCAGGAAAACACGGACAAACUUAAAACGUAACGCCACCGAACUGCUUCAGUUUUGACCAUUGUUGACUUACAGGUCCUUUUUUAUAGCAGACUUUUUCUUUUGUUAUAUCGGAAAAUGAGCUUUUACAGGUAUAAAAUAAGAUGUCGGGGAAAAAAAAUAAAAAGUUUUAGAAAA